AUGGAGCGAGUGAGGUCUGCGUUCAACAGAAUGAUUAAAAGUGAGCGGUACAGCAGGUUUACUCUGCAGCCCUCGGAGGACGGAGAAAGACACGUCGAGGUCAAACUGUCGGAUGAUGCCACAGAGGCAGAGGACCAGGCGGGGGGGUCACCGAGCUUCAGGCCAGCACUCCCACGUCAAAGCCGGGCGACUAUCUGCUACCUGGCCCUGGGGAUACUGCUGAUAUUUUCCAUUGGCUACCUGCUGGGUUACCUCAGCCACCGUGACACUCAGCUGCAGCAGGAAAACUGUGCCACAAAUCCUGAAAUGGAAAUUCAGAAAGAAGCAGCAGCAGAAGAAGAAGCAGAAGCAGAAUCAGCUGCAGCAGCUGUUCCAGACGCUCAGAUGAACUGGAAACAAGUUACCGAACUCCUCACGCAGAAACUCACCAGCCAGGCUUUUGACAAAUCUUUGAGUGACUUUGAUCGGCCCAGACGUUCAGCAGGAAGUGAUGGAGACAAGAGUCUGGCAAACGGCAUCUUUAAUGUUUUCAAGAAAGAGGAGAUGGAUCCCUGGAUUGGCAUCCACUAUGUUCAGCUGCAGACCCCAGACAGCAAGCGUCCAAACCAUGUCAUUUAUGGUUUAGUUGACUUCAAGCCUACAGGAUAUCUGGCAUACAGUGCUCCUGGGAUAGCUGAGGGCAAGCUGGUGUAUGGCAACUACGGUCGUCAGGAGGAUCUGGAAGUUCUGCAGAAGAAGAACGUUGAACUGAAAGACAGUGUGUUGCUGCUCCGCGCUGGAAAUAUCAGUUUUGCAGAGCAGGUGGAUAAUGGUGCGAAGAAGGGGGCCUCUGCUGUGCUGAUCUAUCCUGAUCCUCAAGAUUACAGUUAUAAUUUGGACACAGCUCUCUACGGACAUGUCCACCUGGGUUCAGGUGACCCCUACACCCCUGGAUUCCCCUCCUUCAACCAUACUCAGUUAGCUCCCACGAAGUCGUCCGGACUCCCCAAAAUCCCAGCCCAGACUAUCACGCCCAACAUGGCUUCAACUCUUCUAAAGACAAUCGGAGGUCCUGAGUCAGAUGCGAGCAACAGUUUUAAAGGCAGCCUCGCCUCAGUGGGUUACAAACUGGGAGGCAGCGAGAACAUUACCGUUGAGGUGAACAACGUGCUGGUCAACAAGGAAAUCCACAACGUGUUCGGAAUCAUCAAAGGAUUCAUUGAUCCUGAUCAGUACGUUUUACUGGGAGCGCAGAGGGACGCCUGGGGUAAAGGUUAUGCCAAAGCCACUGUUGGGACCUCCAUACUGAUAGAGCUGGCCAAGGCUGUUCGGGAGAUGGUGGAGAAAGAUGGCUUCAGGCCCAGGAGAAGCCUGGUGUUUGCUAGCUGGAGCGCUGGAGAGUAUGGAAGUGUUGGCGCCACUGAGUGGUUGGAGGGUUAUAUGUCUUCUAUUCACAAACAUGUUGUCACCUACAUCAGCCUGGACGGACUGCUCAUGGGUCGUGGGAGCUUUAUGGCCUCAGCAAGUCCGCUGCUCUACAGCCUCCUUGAGAAAACGAUGAAAGCGGUGAACAGUCCUAUGGGUGCUGGCACUGUGUACGAUAUGGUGGGAACAGCUAACGUACUAAAGCCGAUGUCAAUGGACGACCCUGCCUAUCCCUUCCUGGCCUUGUCUGGAAUUCCCUCCAUCUCUUUCCACUUCAUCAAUCCCAACGAGGAGGCUUACAGCUACUAUGGCACCGACCUGGACAACAAGGACCACCUCGAUUACAAGACAAACCAUCACACCAGUGAAAUGGCGGCACUGGCGGCACAGUUUGCGGGACAGAUGGCUCUGCGACUGGUUCACGACCACGUGCUGUAUCCCAGCCUGGAUGUGAGCCAGUACAGCAGCGUGAUCACCAAGGCUGUGGUCCGGGUCUACAAACGCAUCAACCAGCUCUCAAGGACUGGUCAGCUGAAGGAAGUGAAUCCCAAAUGGCUCAACCGUGCACGUGGAUCCUUCCAACGAGCUGCCAGCAGCAUUACAAAUGACAUCGCCAACACUGACAUAAGUGACAAGGAGGCCUGUCGGAUCCUCAACGACAGGAUCAUGACGGUUGAGCACACCCUCCUCUCUCCCUACGUGUCCCCCAUUGAAACCCCCUUCCGUCAUCUCCUGCUGGGUCGGGGCUCCCACACUUUGGCCUCCAUCGCCGAGACCACCGACAUGGAGCACUUCCGCAUCCAGCUGGCCCUCGCCACCUGGAACCUGCAGGGAUGUGCCAACGCCAUGGUGGGCAACAUCUGGGACAUCGAUGAGGAAAUCUAAAGAAGAAAGUCUGGGAAGUUGUGAGCGUGAUUGUCGUGUGAGAAAUGCAGUUUAAAGUAGAAACAAAAGAAAGAGCUCCAACAACAGCACUUUAGCACAAGCUGUCAAUCAGAUGUCUAAGCCCAACCCCUAAAACAGGUAGGGUCCGAGUUGUAAUCCCCCACAGAUUCAGGAGGAAAUGGAAGAGUACAAAACAGUUCUUUACUGUGAAACAAAAUGAAAUACUUGAUAAUAAUGCUACUGACAAAUCUGCGUCCUCUUUUCCUGGCAAAUAAUUGAAGCAGUCUCUGCUGUGACCUCUCGCCAUCAAAACACUGAGAAACCUUAUUUAUACUUAUGUUUUUUAUCAGUGGCAGUGUCCACUAUAAAAUGAUUAUUUUGUCUUUUUAUACGACGUUAUCGGAAGCAGUGUCUUCCAUAAUUAUGACGGUUAUACUGUCUAAGCACCCGGCAGCAUCUGCUACAGAAAUGACUCCUCAACUGUUGCUGACAAAAUGGAAUCCCGUUAAAAAAGAAAAUAGACUUUUAUUGCAAAUGGCCUUUAUAUCUUCCUUUUUGAGAAAAUGUUUUAGAGAAUGACAGCAUGCCAUUAAAUGGUUAUUUAAAAGGAAGAAAUUAAGAGUGAUAAAGAAUUGUCCCUGAUAUGUCAAAUUAGUUGCAGAGUGAAAACCAAAAGUCUCUGGAUAUUGGGAAAUUCUUAUUUAUAGACCACUAAGCCUAGAAAUGUAUUAUGAUUUGGAUUUAUCCUGCACUUGGUGGCAGGAUGAAUUCAAGUUUAAACAAAUAAUUUAAAGCUAAAACAUUAUCAACGCUCUUUAAGACGCGAGUAAUGAUUAGUUAAUUUGCAAGAAAUCCAUUUAUGUUGCACAGUCUACUUUGAAACAGUUUAUAUUAUGAUAAAGUUAUCGGAAGCAGUGUCUUCCAUAAUUAAAACCCAUUAUCGGGAGCAGUGUCUUCCAUGAUGUAAAGCAGUGAUGGUAGUUUUUGCCUACCAGUGUGUGUGAUUGUAUGUUUGUGUGUGUUUUAAAUGUGUAUUUAUCGAGAGCAGUGUCUCUCAUAUUUCACUUGAGGGUGGAACAACUUAUCGGGGACAGUGUUUCCCAGAGUUUUAUACUUUAUAUAUAUUUAUUUGUUGGUUAUUAUUUUUGGAUUAUGUGGGUGUUUCUUAUUUAGCUAGAUUACAGAUUUGUUUUACAUCUAAUAAAACACAGAACAUUAUUGAAAUGCACUUAAUUGAUUACAGUUUUCAACAAACCUAGUGACUUCAAAAGUACAACAGAUGCACCUACAUGUGAUUCACUCCGCAACUCUCUUUGCAUGGCAUAUUUCCUCUUCAUGAUACUGUACUGCUUUAUUCGGGUGUAGUUCAACAUCAUUUCUAUAUUACAAACUUUUUAAAUGAAUUUGAGUUCUACCAAUAGAUCUUUUUUUUCCAAGCGGUUUGAUGUCUUUUUGUUUGACCAUUUUCUUCCCAUAAAAGUUGUUGUUUUCUGACAAUAUUUUAAGGCCUUUAAAAUGGCAAUAAGGGAUAUUUAUUAGAAUACACAUGUUAAAAGAAUAUCAUCAGUCAGUCAACCCAAUUUAAUUAAAUUCAUAUCCAAUUUCUUUAUUUCAAUACGCUCUAGAGAGCAAACAAAACAUCUGUGUUGGGUACUUUAGAUUAUUACAUGUCAUUAUUACACCUCCCUUCUGUUUGGGAGCUUGAUAUUGUUGCAGCUUUUUUUUCCUUUCCUGCAAGAUGUUACAAUAAUUAAAACAAACGUUACUGAACUCGGAUAGGGGCAACUGAAAGGUUGGGAAAUGUCAUUGUGUAACUCCAACUGUAUGUUUCAUAACUCAUUGUUCUCAUCAUGAUCUCCAUGUUCAGCAGAAAAGUCUAAUAAACCUUUUUGGCUUAGCUUCUAGAA
This is a messenger RNA of Gymnodraco acuticeps, 4196 nucleotides long. RefSeq names its product transferrin receptor 1b (gene tfr1b). Gene Ontology annotation, biological process: intracellular iron ion homeostasis; iron ion transport. The transcript has 18 exons. Gene Ontology annotation, cellular component: external side of plasma membrane. The record is from RefSeq and is a predicted model, not a curated record. Bases 1 to 2289 code for a protein of 762 amino acids. NCBI's taxonomy places the organism in Eukaryota, Metazoa, Chordata, Actinopteri, Perciformes, Bathydraconidae.